AUGGGGGUUAAGAUUUUUGAUUUCGGGUUAUUCAAACUGAGUCCCAAGGAUGUGGGUCAUAGCCACGUUAGUAUAUUGGUGAAGGAUAGUUUCGGAAAAGGGACCCUUGAUCGGAUUGUUGAUCCUAAUCUAAAGGGUGAGAUUGCGCCAGAGUGUUUGAGGAUGUUUGGCGAAGUAGGUGAUAGUUGCUUUCGUGAUAAUGGGAUCGAUCGUCCAGGAAUGAAUGAUGUUGUGUGGGGCCUUGAGUUUGCUCUGCAACUUCAAGAGGCUGCUGAGAAGAUAGCUCACGGAGAUGGUGGGUUGCUCCCGGCGGCGUUGGCCAGUCCCUCUGUUCCUCUUCCACAUGGAGAGGCAACGACCACCGAUGAUGAUGAAGUAUUUACAAGGUCAGUUGAAAACGUGUCAAGAUCAACGGUCAGCAAUGAGGGAUUGUAG
Molecule: messenger RNA, 435 nt
Organism: Ilex paraguariensis (yerba mate)
Lineage: Eukaryota; Viridiplantae; Streptophyta; Magnoliopsida; Aquifoliales; Aquifoliaceae
Source: the annotation of a GenBank genome assembly